AAUUGUAAUUGUUUUGAGAGUCGUCGCAGCUUUUUCUGCUGGCUCCAAGCUGAUCCAUGGAGGAUUGAGAUGUUUAGAACAUUAUGAAUUUCAUUUAGUUGGUGAGAAUCUUGCGGAGCGUGAAGUUUUGCUUGAAUUCGCAUCCCAUAUUGCUUUCCCAAUGCGUUUUUCGUUUAGAGUUUUUUGUUUCUGAAUUUAUAAUUUUUUCUUGAAAAAUUCGUAUUAAAUAAUAUUGCAGUUGUUGUACAAUGUUGUUGCUGGUGGUGAGCGGACUUUUUUUGAAUGUCGUAGUUUGAGCGGGAAUCUGUGGAACCGUUCUUCGUUCAUGUCGCCGCAUAGAUGGCGUUGAAGUUUUUAUUAUCCUUCUCUUUGCGCCAGCGACCACCUCCACUGGACUGGAGAGAUGGGACAGUAAUGCCGGAGGAUGAUUCACAUUAAAAGUCCAAAGAAAGUGUCCGGAAAAAAGUUUUUGGUGGCCAGAUCUUCGAACGGCAUUGCUAAACGGUCUUGAAUGUGUGCCGAGUGUCAGGACGGUUAAAAGGAUCGGCUGAACAGCGAUUUCUAGUUAUGUGAUUUCUCCAACUUUUCACCUUUUGAUAAGUCCCAAUCGUUGAUUUAUUUCGUUUUUUUCCGUUUGUCCCUGCGUUCGUCGAUUCUUAAGUUUCACCCCGUUGAAAAAUCCAACGUUGUCCUCCCUUCUCGCCGGUAAGCGAUUCGGCCAAUUUAUCAGCGACUUUUCCCGAGCAUAACCUAACGUGUCAUGAUAGGUGCGAACGAGAAAAGUUAAACAUCGAAGAGACGAUUACCCUCGGACGACGGGGCCUAUUAUGAUAUCCGAGCCGUGAAGUUUUCAUGUGGAACGCGUUUUCGCGUAUUUUCAACAAUAAGAGAAAAUCCAAGGGUCCACACUCGGAUGAAGAAGACUGCAUAAUGGAGAGGCUGGAAGGGAAGAAAUAUCAGGAAUCCGAAACGACCGGAACAAGACAGGCAAAGCAGAGGGCAACCAUAAAAUGGCUUCUUUCAAAAGCGUUCAACAACAGAGUACCCGAAAACCUCCAUGAGCAAUUCUAUCGGAAUCAUGAGGAUCAGGAACACCUUAGGCCUCAGCUUGUCCACUGCCUUGCAAACGCUGAACUCUACUGCAUGGCUUUGUCAAAUAUCUAUUCCGACCCAAAUUUCAACAACCUCAACCAUGGGGGCGUUCUCCAGGCUUUAGCGAGGAAAGGAGUCUAUAUCUCUGACCCUCACAUAACAGAGACUGUUCUAAUUCAGACAACUCCUAUCAAACUGAGUGCACACCAAGUUGUUAUGCAGGCUGUGAUGACGUUAUACGCAAAAGAAGUUGCGACACCGGAAUUUGUGUAUGCAGCUGUGAAAAGACUCAUGCCAGGUAGUGUAGACCAAGAGAUACCGCAGGACUAUGAAAGUGCGCUUCUUUUCUGGAUAAAUCAAGUAACAACAGCCCUUAAACUCAGGGCGGAUCAAGAGGAUUCGGAAAAGAGAUGCCCAGACUUUCCUAAAGCGAAACAACUUCAAGACCUUUGCGAUGGUGCUAGUUUAGCAGGCCUGGUUUCCUUCUAUUGUCCGGAAGAACUCCAUUGGUCGAGUAUAUGUGUGUCACAGCUUCCCACCGUCCCGGAUUGUGUUCGCAAUCUCACUCUAGUCAGCGAUUUCUGUCAAAAAGCGCUUCCUUAUAAUAUUUUUCAUAUGGCUCCCGAAGAUGUUUAUUAUAUGAGGGGAUCGAUGAAACACAAUUUAAUAGUCUUUCUUGCUGAUCUUUUUAAUGUGCUGGAAAUUCACCCUGCGCCAUGUGUCACAUUAAACAGUGCUUCUAGAAAUACAACAAAUGCGGAAGGUCGUAACCUCCAGGGUGUCGCUCACAAGAGGAGUCUUCCCCAGGCAGUCUCCGCAAUACCGGAUCUACGAAGUGGUUUAGACUCCCCUUCCUCCUUUUCAGGGACGCCUGUCUUGUCAUCUGGAAAUUUAAAGAAGAACCAUACAAAUCACCAUACAGAUCAAGGAGAUAAUAGUAGGUCAGGUGGGGAAGAAUUUGUGGUGCACAGGGGGCGUGGAGUUACCACCCUCAGUUCGGUCAUCGGCGGCAAUGAGUCUCCUAUACCGAACAACAGAUCGACAGAGCCUGCCGGCAUACCCACUAACUGGGAGCCGAGGAAGCAGUCGUUUGCCGGUCGCCGGUCGAGGAGAAAUUCCCUUUCGGAAGACUCCCAGCUGACCCUAGAAAACUUCGGCGGGUCGCAGGAAAACCUUCAUCUACUUGGGCGCAACCCUGACAAAGAACCUGCAGUUCAUUCAGGUCGGAGAGAAAGUAUAGCAAGAUCUAGUGUUUUAGACAACAACAGUGAUGCACUUCAUUAUGCACUGCAAGAAACUUAUGUAAAACAGCAAGCGCCAGAAACAAGUCCUAGAGUAGUUACCUUAACAAGGAAUAAUAGUUUUAUUGAAGGUCAAAGGAGGGCUGAGGAAACUAGAAGUAGUGCUGGCUUACAACAACUACUUCUAGACCCCAGCCCUUCACCUACUCUUGCUCCUCAAUCACCCCUUGAUACAAGGCCAGUUGAGAAGGAAAAGAAAGUAACAACAUUUGCUGCGUUACCAAACAACACGACAACUUGGCAGCAACAAUCUAUGGCAAAUCAGAACAACGAUCACCAAGACAAUGGAACAGACAUCCAAAUUGACAACACUGUCAUGGGAUCUCAGUUGAUGAAUAUUAGGCUCAAACUUGAAGAGAAGCGCAGGAGGAUAGAAAGCGAGAAGAGGAGGAUGGAAGCGCAGUUGAACCGUCAGAGGCAGAAAGUGGGAAAAGCUGCCUUUCUGCAAGCAGUCUCCAAGGGCAAGGUGGUGAAAUCGCCUGAUUCAGAUCCUGGCAGGGAGACCACGACAGAAACACCAGUGAAGGACUCCAAACCUGCCAGGCCGUUUUCCUUGCAGGACAUUACUGAGGUUGAACAAAAGUGGCUGUCUAAAGAAGGUUUUACGGAAGAAAGAAAGACACCAGAUAUGGAAAAUAUGGAUAUUGAAACUUAUCAACAGUCUAUUGCUCAAAUGAAUUCCAGUUUACAUGAAAUCCAGGCGGAUCUGCAAAGAUUAGCAAAUCAACAGAAUCAACUGCAGAGCAAUCAGAUUGUAAAUCAACCCGUCAACAUUCAGAACCUUCAACAGACGCCACCACCACAGCAACAACCGCAACAACAACAGCAGCAGCCGCAGCCGCAACAGCACAUGGCGCCGAUGCAGAGUUUUGCUUCAUUGCACCAGCAGAGCAAUUACAGCACGCAGCACAUCAACUUCAACAACCACACUCCAAACUUUCAGCAGCAGCAGCAGCAGCAGCAACAACCGCAGCAGCAGCCCAUUUACAGCAACCAACCGUACCAAAUGUCUCCGUUAGUCAACCAGCAGAUGCCACCACAUAUUAACCAGCAAUCCAGCAUGAACAGUCAUGAAUAUUUCAAUGGCGGAAGGCAGAUGAACUCUUUUAACAACCAACAACAGCAAAUGCAACAAAUGCACAGUUUAAUGUCUACUGCAAAUAGCCAGCAAGCUUUUAACAAUACCCAACAGUGGCACAGUCUGAGCCAACCUCAACAGCAACCCAACUAUGGGACUUAUUCUGCCAACACACGAUAUAACCAAGGAUUCACGUUACACAACUAUGAUGAAAAUUACACCAACAGGCAGGACAAAGGAGAGUUCUAUUUACACGAACCUCAGCCCCAGCAAAGGAGGAACUGGGGUCAGCCUUACACUCCCGAUACGAACACUUGGUCGAACCGUAUGGAACCGUCAUCGCUGAGCAGUUCUCCAAAGCAGGCUCAUUUCCUCCACAAUGGAAGUGGUGACACUGGGAAUUUCAGAAAUUCCUCAUCGCCUGCCUCGGCUCCGACACCACCUCCUAGAUCAUCUGUGAAUCACGCACCUCUGCCGACUCCUCCAGUCGAUGAUAUGGAGCCCCAGAGCAUAUCGUUUAUCGGCUCAGGAGAGGAUCAGGAACAGCUAACAGCUGGAUUGAGCAAAAUCAACAUAACAUCAGGCAACAGAACGUACAGGAUACCGUCACCAACUCGGAAUUACACGCCUAUUAGAAACUCUUUCUCCCAACAGCAUGAGAAAACUGAACAAGGGUUUUAUAUAUCAUUUGAUGAUACUAAUAACCAACCAAAGAGGCCGAAGCCUCCUCUUAGAACAAAACGAAAUUCGCCUAAAAAGGAACGAGCAUUAACACAAGUUUUAGACACUGGUAGUGUGACUUCAGCAGUACCACCUGAAAGCAAACCUAGGGUAACAAAUUCCCCACCACCUCAAGCUUGUCCUACACCUGCACCCCCAUCAAGAGCAAAAGACAUGGAACCCCGUGUCCCGACCCUGCCGGUUGCUGAGCCAAUCGUUAUCGGUAACCAGCCAGACCCGGGGACGUUGGACGAGAUGGAAAAGAAGAAGGAAAGGAUCUUGAUGAUGUCAUUACAAAGGAGGCAGGCUGCAGAAGAAGCCCGUAACGUGAAAGAAGCUGAAAUCGCUAGAAGAAGGGACCAGGAAAAGGCCAAAGAGGAGGAGAAGCAGAGAAAGAAAGAAGAAGAAAAGCGAAGAAGAGCUCAGAUUUUAGAACAAUAUAAAAUUAAAAAAGCGAUUGAAGAAGCCGAACGAGAAGGCAAACAAGUAGACAAAGAAUUAUUACAUUCUCUCAAGGCGACUAUACAUAGUCCAGGAACGGGUAGCUCAGGUGCUAAGAUGAGAAACAAACCCGGACAACCAACUAGGCCUCGUCCAAAAACGAUCCACAUUGAUUCUGGUGCUGAUGCCCAUGAUGGGACGAUGACGCCGAGCAGAGGGAAAAAAGGCUCCUCUUCAAACUUAUCUGCAUUUGGUACCCCAAUGCGGAGGGAUUACUAUCGAGGUUCUCAGGACUGCUUAACCGAAACUAGAAAGAAUUCCUCUCGUUUAUAUUCAGAAAUCGGCGAUGAGAGUAGAGGAACAUCUCCAGGAAGAUCUUUAGGAAGAAGGUCGUCCUAUAAAACAUCAAGAGAUGCAUCACCUGAAGUGAGAACGAUGGGACGUUCAAAGUACGGGACUUACCAGGCGAGACGCAAAUCUAACUCUCUCAUGAAUCUUGCUGGGUCCAGCUGUGACCAGGACAGUUUAGCGUAUCGCUACGGCGAUACCGAUUCAGGACUUGGGAGAGCUACACCGCCGCGGAGGGUACCUUCACCAUCCGGUCCCGGUUCACUGCCAGCUUCACACAGGCGAAGGUUCGACGACAACAUGUCAGAUGCUGGUAGUGAUUACACCGGUCCAAGACUUUAUAGACAACCUACAACUAAGAGUAAUAAGGGUAUCGUACUGAAUGCAGUUGAAUAUUGUGUAUUUCCCGGAGUUGUGAACAAAGAGGCGAAAAUGAGGGUCAUAGAAGAAAUGAAUAGGUCAGAAGCGAAGCAUUUUCUGGUCCUGUUCAGAGAUGCCGGUUGCCAGUUCAGGGCCUUGUACGCGUACUAUCCCGACACUGAAGAAAUUGUAAAACUCUACGGAACCGGGCCUAAACAAGUUACAGAUCGAAUGUUUGACAAAUUUUUUAAGUAUAAUUCUGGAGGAAAGUGCUUCUCACAAGUACAUACAAAGCAUUUGACAGUCACUAUAGAUGCUUUCACGAUUCACAACAGCCUGUGGCAAGGAAAGAAAGUCAAUCUUCCUAAUAAAAGGGAUAUGACAUUAGUCAUUUAGUCAGCUAACAGCUAUAUUAAAAAUAUUUAUACAUAAAAAACCAAUUUAAUUUUUGUUAAUUUAACCGAUAAAGAAACAAAUAACGAAAAUAACCUUUAUACAUAUUAAACUAAUUUGAUUUGUUAAACUUUGUAUAUAGCAUAUAAAUAUUUUUUCAAUUUAUUCUCAAUAUGAUGUACCUCUAGACAAAAGACAGCUUAAUAGCUUAUUAAUUGUACAUUGUAAGAAUUAAUGGACUAAUGAUGAUAUGUAUUUGAAACAUUGGAUGGAUAUUUUGAUUGUAAACAGAAAAAAAAAUCAAUUUUGCAUGUUAUCUAUCAAUUAGGAAUUGUUCAAAAUCUAUUUUGGAUCGUCGAAUGAAUAAUGUAUACAGGUUAUUGGCAAAAUAAAAGAGAUAUUAAUAAAAUAAAUUGUGUAUUGCACACUUACUAGAAAUAUUUUUUUAGAGAAAUGUUUAUUGUUUACCAAGUUUACGAACAAAUUCGAGACAAAAAAUAUAAAAUGAUAAUUAUAUAGUAAAUAAAGUUAUUUUUACAAAUUGGUUUUAAAUUGAUUAAUAUUUAAAUUGAGAGAGUUUAAAAGAAAUAUUUGUUUCUUAAAAAACAAAAAUGUUUGUUUUUAGAAAUCAAUACAAUUCAAAGGCUACAUUAAAAAUUUAGAAAAAUUUCAGUAUGUGACAAUAUAUAGUUCAUUGUGGAAUAAUCGAUAAAUAAAAAAACAACAAAACAUAAUACAACAAUAAAAAAAAAAGAAGCAACAUCACAAUUAGAAUAAAUAGCGUCUAGUUAUUUAUUUUGGCAAAUUGAAAGAAUUACUAGAAUUCAAAACAUGUUCCAAUUAAUAGCUGUGCCAAUUUAUUUUUCUGCUUUGAAAA
Messenger RNA from Cimex lectularius (bed bug), 6610 nucleotides. It is a transcript of the gene Patronin, whose product is annotated as patronin. NCBI's taxonomy places the organism in Eukaryota, Metazoa, Arthropoda, Insecta, Hemiptera, Cimicidae. Gene Ontology annotation, molecular function: microtubule minus-end binding; spectrin binding; calmodulin binding. The transcript has 26 exons. The record is from RefSeq and is a predicted model, not a curated record. Gene Ontology annotation, cellular component: microtubule minus-end. The coding region runs from base 853 to 5736 and encodes 1627 amino acids. Gene Ontology annotation, biological process: negative regulation of microtubule depolymerization; neuron projection development; cytoplasmic microtubule organization.